UCAUCUGUGUUCAUGGCCAUAUUAGUAUUCUGUGAUGAAGAAGAAAUCUUCAGCAUUAAGAUAUAUAAAACCUGAGGCUCUGUUCCUGAAUUGCUGCAUUAUUUUCAGAGUUUCAGAUUCAUUUCAUCUGAAUUCAAAAUGAACAACCUCUUGGAUCACUUUGCCAUAAUUGAGAUACUAUAAUCAGAAGAUUUUGCUCAGUCAUAUUUGUGAACAAACCAAGUGAGGCUGCUGAAGUGUUUGGAAAUUGUUUCCCUAUUGAUACCAAUCAUAACAAUGAGAAGUCAUUUAAGAUAUCACAGUAAACAUUAAUGCAAGUUCUAAUGAAAUUAACCAAGGUUUAAAGGAUACAUGAUAUAACAAUAUGGCUUAAUAAGCAUGGUGAAUAAGUAAGGUCUUUAUUGGUUUUUAUGUGAUACAUAGGACUUGUCAGGUUCUUCUGAAUAACUUACAGUCUUCAAAGAUGGAUACAAUGAAGUUAAAGCAUGAUAUUAAUCCUCUUCUUCUUCAUAUUAUAAACUUCGCAGUUUUGGUAUACACAUUUUUAACUUUUCUUCCAUGGUAUUUAUUUUCUGGAUCAAAAUAUAUCAUAACCAAAUCAAAUCAAAUUAAAGCAAAACCAGUGAAGAGCACACCUGGAAGUGCAUAUAGAUCUGUUAAUAGUUUGCAUUGCUUAGCAUCUGUAUUUUAUCCUGAAUGCGACACCCUUGAUAAAGCUUUCAGACACGCUCGAAGUAAAUUUAAGGACAAGAAUCUCCUGGGGACAAGGGAAAUAUUACAAGAAGAAGAUGAAAUCCAGCCAUCUGGAAAAGUGUUUAAAAAGGUUGUACUUGGAGAAUAUAACUGGUUAUCAUAUGAUGAUGUUUUUAAAAAAGCUAAAGCAUUUGGUGAUGGGUUAAUAAUGCUGGGCCAACAACCAAAGACCAACAUUGCCAUCUUCUGUGAAACCAGAGCAGAAUGGAUGAUUGUAGCACAAGCUUGCUUCAUGAACAAUUUCCAACUUGUCACACUUUAUGCUACUCUGGGAGGUCCUGCAAUAGUGCAUGGAUUAAAUGAAACUGAAGUGACAACCCUUAUUACAAGCAAGGAAUUGAUGGAAACAAAAUUGAAGUAUAUUGUUUCUCAGAUUCCUCUACUACGUCACAUUAUUACUGUGGAUGGCAAGCCAACAUCCUGGUCUGAUUUUCCAAAAGGUGUUAUUGUUCAAACUAUGUCAUCUGUUCAAGCUAUUGGAGAAAAAACAGAAAAUAAAUUAUUCAAACAGAAGUUGAAACCAGUAUCAUCAGACAUUGCAGUUAUUAUGUAUACAAGUGGUUCUACAGGAGUCCCAAAAGGUGUCAUGAUCUCUCAUUGUAAUCUUAUUUCUAGUAUAACUGGGAUGGCUGAAAGGAUUCCAAAUUUGGGAGAGAAAGAUACCUACAUUGGCUACUUGCCACUUGCUCAUGUUUUAGAGUUAAGUGCUGAACUUGUUUGUUUGACCCAUGGUUGCCGAAUUGGUUAUUCAUCACCUCAAACUCUAAGUGAUCAGUCAUCUAAAAUAAAGAAAGGGAGUAAAGGUGAUGUGUCUACAUUGAAGCCAACUUUAAUGGCAGCUGUUCCAGAAAUCAUGGAUCGAAUCUACAAAAAUGUCAUGAAUCGAGUUAAUGAAAUGUCCAGUUUUCAGCGCAAUUUGUUUACUUUAGCUUAUAAUUACAAGAUGGAACAGAUUUCAAAAGGCUACAGUACUCCAGUAUGUGACAGCCUUGUUUUCCGGAAAGUCCGGAUGCUGCUAGGUGGGAAGAUACGGGUUUUACUCUGUGGAGGAGCUCCACUUUCUGCAGCAACUCAGAGAUUUAUGAACAUCUGUUUUUGUUGUCCUGUUGGACAGGGCUAUGGCCUGACAGAAUCCUCUGGGGCUGGAACAAUAACAGAAGUUUGGGACUACACAACAGGCAGAGUGGGAGCACCCUUAAUUUGUUGUGAAAUCAAGCUGAUGAAUUGGGAAGAAGGUGGAUACUUUAAUACAGAUAAGCCAUACCCUAGAGGUGAGAUUGUUAUUGGUGGUCCAAACAUAACUAUGGGAUACUACAAAAAUGAAGAACGAACCAAGUCUGAAUUUAUGGUUGAUGAGAAUGGAGAGAGAUGGCUCUACACUGGAGAUAUUGGGGAAUUCCAAUCAGAUGGGUGUCUAAAAAUUAUUGAUCGUAAAAAGGAUCUUGUAAAACUUCAAGCAGGUGAAUAUGUUUCUCUUGGAAAGGUUGAAGCAGUUUUGAAGAAUCUUCCCCUGGUAGAUAAUAUUUGUGUAUAUGCAAGCAGUUUCCAUUCUUUUAUCAUUGGAUUUAUUGUGCCAAAUCAUAAAGAACUUAAAGAGUUAGCAAGAAAGAAAGGAUUCAGAGGCACUUUGGAAGAGAUCUGUAAUAAUUCUGAAGUGGAGAAAGAAGUACAGAAGCUUUUAACUGAGGCUGCUAGAACAGCUAAUCUGGAGAAAUUUGAAAUACCCCUUAAAAUUCGGUUGUCCCCUGAACCUUGGACCCCUGAAACGGGUUUGGUGACAGAUGCCUUCAAACUAAAGCGCAAAGAGCUUACUGCACAUUAUCAAGAAGAUAUUAAUCGAAUGUAUGGAACAAAAGUAAAAUAACUCAUCCCUCGCUUUUUCUCUCUCUGUCUUUUUUUUAUAUAUCACUUUGCUAUGGUGAGCUCAGAUCAAAUAGGAAAUACUUGAACUCUAAGUCCUACCACUUGGGACCAACCUUAAAACAUCUCUCCUUCCUUUCAGCAAUAUGCUGUUACUUCUGAUAUCACCAUCUUUAAACUGGCAGGAUUAGUAAAAUUCUAAGACAGCAUUUUUUUGUCUGUCUUCAUUUGUUCCAGUCUCUUGAGCUAUCUUGUUAAUGUGCAGAUUUUCCUAUAAAUCCAUUUGGACUACCAUGAUUUUGAAGCCUCAAAUUUUUAAACCGGAUUUAUAAUCCUGUAUAAUGUUCUGUUUAUUUGUAACUUUUUUGAAGUUUGGCUAAAUAGAGGAAGAACUUGGCUAUAAAACAAAUUAUUAUUCUAAGCCUUUUUUACAUACAUAUUUAAAUAUUCAAGAGCUAUCAAUGUGAAAUUAUGUACAUUGAAAUCAUUUAUAGUUGAAAAUCAUUGUUAGCCAGAAGAUGGAGGUUAUUUGUUGCUGUGCAAUUAUUUUGGAUCAAAUUAUAAGAGAAAUCGUCUAUGAUUCUGACUAAUAGAGAACAACUGAAAUAUAUGCCUGACAAUUUCCUCCUACGUAUAUAUUUUAUUUUUAAUCUCAGAUAAGGAAAAUGGUCAUGGCAAAUGCUGUAUGUGUGAGAACACCUGCAAAAGAAAGUAUAUCAAUAUUUUAAUCGUGCAGAGUAUGCUGUCACAUAGAAAAUGUUACAUCUGUGAAUCACCUCCCUAACAUAGGUAAUUCACUUUUCAAAAUGCAUUUAGACCAUUUAACAAAAAAAUUGAAUUAUUGAACUAGUGAGAACUCAGUUUUAAUUGAAUUACAUUUUGAUUGUAAUGUGUUUUACUUAAUAUAUCGUUUAUUGUAUUGUUUUACAGUUCAGACCUAUUCCUUUUACUUGUGUGUGUAAAUCAACAGUUCAAUUAAAAACAUUUAAAGUCCAUUAUGGCCAUUUCCUGCAUGAGUCAGCUAAAAUGGAUCAGCAUUCUUGCAUACCUUUCAAUGGGGAAGAGGGUAUGAUGGGAUGGGAAAGUUCCCUGUAUCAGUUUAUAAUGGAUUGUGUGCUUGGAGUCUAUUUCCAUUGAACCAUUGUUUGUUUUUAUAUUCCCUUUGUUUUAACUACCAUGAAUGAUGAUAGAAGGGACAUUUUUAAUUACCUGGUUAUAGGAAUCUUGGUUGUAUUAUUUGGAAAGAAUGUAAAAAAUUCUUACUAGUUACCUAUUCUUGUGGACAUAAUCCAUGUCAAUUUUCUUUGGAUUUCUAAAUAUUGUUUUAUGCACUAAACCUGUCACUUGACAAUAAGUUCCAUUUUUACGGUCCCUUUGAAAUAGUACUGUAAAAUAUUUGGCUCUUGACCAUCUGCUGUUGUUCAUAUAGAUGUUUUUGCAAAAACAGAGCAGACCUGACCCCAAACUGGGAAAAGCCCAGGUGGACAAUGGAAAUGUGUUUUUCUUGUGAUUCAAGAGAUGAUGAUUAUUCUCUUCUGCAUGAGUAUCUAUAUUUCAUGAUGAUUUAAAGUUCCACAUAUAUAAAGUCUAAGUAUGAGUUUUCUUUAUCCAAUUAUACAGGCAACUUGAAAACAUGAAACAUAUGUUAGCAAAUGUUAUUUGCAAAUAGCAAAAUGCUUUUAUUUCCUUUCUCUGAUGCAACAAACUAGCACAUGAUUUUUAAUCUGUAUCUGAAUAAUGCGGCAAUGAUUACAAAAUUGUUUUGAAUACUGUUCAGCCAACAUUAAGCACUUUUGAAGCCAUUGGUUUCAGUUGACAAUUUAGAAGUGUCAAACUCACGGCAUCACAACAUCACCUGACAUAUUGGGACUCCCCCCCUUCACUAAACUGGGUGUGGCCAUGGCCAGUGUGUAAUGCAUCCGGUCUGUAGGCUGGUAGCUUGACAGCUCCAAUUUAGUGCUUGUUACUUCUUCUUUUUCUGUCUGAAGUGGUGGAUUUCCAACUGUUUAAUUUUGCAUAGACUGUGCUAUUAUAUGCUUCCCACUAUGCCUUUUAUUUGAGAAACAAUACAAUUUGGUUAUAUUUUAAUUAGAAAGA
Pseudonaja textilis is the source of this 4710-nucleotide messenger RNA. NCBI's taxonomy places the organism in Eukaryota, Metazoa, Chordata, Lepidosauria, Squamata, Elapidae. The record is from RefSeq and is a predicted model, not a curated record.